Gossypium raimondii (Peruvian cotton) is the source of this 1617-nucleotide messenger RNA. RefSeq lists its product as uncharacterized. Lineage: Eukaryota; Viridiplantae; Streptophyta; Magnoliopsida; Malvales; Malvaceae. The transcript has 3 exons. The coding region runs from base 1 to 1617 and encodes 538 amino acids. The record is from RefSeq and is a predicted model, not a curated record.
AUGAAUUUUCAGCACGGAGCGGACUCUAAUCCCGGUGAUAGCCCGAAUAAUAUUGCUGUCCCAGAUCUUGAUGAAAUGGCUGAAAAGGACAAGGCGAAGGAGGAAUUUCCAAAACAAUUUGAGGAGAAAUGGAAAUGGAUAAAAGAGAAGUUUAGGGUGAGAGAAAGCAUCGAAAGCUAUCAUGGAAUAGAUGCAAAAGAUCUGAGCUUGGUUCCGGAGUUGGUGCUACCUUACAAAUUUAAAAUGCCGGAAUUUGAGAAAUACAACGGGACCAGUUGCCCAGCAGCCCACAUUACUAUGUUUUGCAGAAGAAUGACGGGGUAUAUUAAUAAUGAUCAAUUAUUAAUACAUUGCUUUCAGGAAAGUCUUAUAGGAGCGGCGUCAAAGUGGUACAAUCAGCUGAGCCGAACCAAAAUUGCUACAUGGAGGGAUUUAGCACAGGCUUUCAUGAGACAGUACAAUCAUGUCUCAGAAAUAAUGCCUGAUAGGAUAACUCUGCAGAAUUUAGAGAAGAAAUCGAACGAAAGCUUCAGACAGUAUGCGCAGAGAUGGAGAGAGGUGGCAGUUCAUGUGCAACCACCGCUAUUAGAAAAAGAGAUGACGACGCUUUUUAUUAAUACAUUGAAAGCUCCGUUCAUAACUCACAUGUUAGGAAGCGCUUCAAGGAAUUUCUCGGAUAUAAUCGUGAAUGGUGAAAUGAUCGAGCAUGCUAUCAAAAGUGGAAGAAUAGAUGGAGGGGAGAAUAAUAGGAGGGCAGCCCCGAGGAAAAGAGAAAAUGAAGUGAAUAAUGUGAAUGCCUAUGGUAGGUCAAUUACCGUGAAUCAACCACAGAAAGUGGCUGCUAAUCAACAGGGAUCAUCAAAACAAGAGUCGAGAGUUAGGCAAACUACUGAAAAGCCCCAAUUCACGCCAAUCCCAAUGUCAUACAGGGAGUUGUAUCAGACUUUAUUUAAUGCACAUGUUGUUGCCCCACGUUACUUGAGUCCUCUACAACCCCCGUAUCCAAAAUGGUAUGACCCGAACGCACAAUCUUUCAAGAGGGUAGUGGAAGGACUUAUCAAAUUGGGUGUUGUCAAACUUGACGACUCACCUAACGCAGAAAAUCCGUUACCUAAUCACGCUGAUAAGGGGGUGAAUAUGGUGAGUGAAGGUAUGAGAGGAGAAGCCAAGAUUGAUAUUGCCGAAGUAAAAACUCCAUUGAAAUUGGUCUGGAAAGAGAUGGCAAAGAGAGGUUUAGUUACUUCAGAUUUUAGGGAGGGGGCUUUGGUUCAAAGCAUGAUGGAUAACAAGGAGAUGAGGUUUUAUGAAGAUACGGAGGAAAGAAGGAACAUAUGCGCAACAGAGUUAGGAACAGGGACUCCGAAAACAAAUCAUCUUGUGGUCAUUAUCUCACGCCCUAAGGGUAAUGAGGCUAGGGCUCAAGUAACACCGAAAAUUGUAAUUCAGAAACCAUCAAAUUUCUUAUAUAAGGAUAGCAAAAUGGUGCCGUGGAAGUAUGGGUGCAAUGUGACCAUCCUGGGAAAAGAAGCGGAAAAAAAUCAGGAAAUAGGUUCUUACAUGCGCAAUGGGAAACGAUAUGACACUCAAGCAGAGUCGUCCAGGGAAGAGAAUUGGUAG